CACCACUACUGCCUGCCCGCCUUAUUUCUACUUUCAAAGAACACUACAAUGGCACCUAAGCCCGCCUCCACUGCUUCUAAAGCCCCUGCCUCUACCGCUGCGAAGGCACCAGCGAAGACUGAGGGUGUAAAAGCUGCCAAGAAGACAUCCUCCAAGCCUGCUGUUGAGGGUGAGAAGAAGAAGCGCCGAAAGGCGCGCAAGGAGACUUACAGCUCUUAUAUCUACAAGGUGCUCAAGCAGGUGCACCCUGACACUGGUAUCUCAAACAAGGCGAUGGCCAUCCUCAACUCGUUCGUGAACGAUAUCUUCGAGCGUAUCGCAACGGAGGCGUCCAAGCUUGCGUCGUACUCAAAGAAGUCUACGAUCUCAUCUCGAGAAAUUCAAACGUCCGUCCGCCUCAUCCUGCCCGGUGAGCUAGCAAAGCACGCCAUCUCAGAGGGCACGAAGUCUGUCACGAAAUUCUCGUCAUCGCAGAAGUAGAUCAUGUUUUCUAUGUGUACAUUUAGUCCAUGUCUGUACUAUUACAGUGGUUUUAAUAUGAUUAGCGUACGGUAUCCGGAGUA
Messenger RNA from Postia placenta MAD-698-R-SB12, 563 nucleotides. RefSeq lists its product as hypothetical. Gene Ontology annotation, cellular component: nucleosome. NCBI's taxonomy places the organism in Eukaryota, Fungi, Basidiomycota, Agaricomycetes, Polyporales, Adustoporiaceae. The record is from RefSeq and is a predicted model, not a curated record. The transcript is spliced from 6 exons. Gene Ontology annotation, molecular function: structural constituent of chromatin; protein heterodimerization activity; DNA binding. Gene Ontology annotation, biological process: nucleosome assembly. The coding region runs from base 49 to 480 and encodes 143 amino acids.